AAUUGAAGAAGAAAUUGGUUGGAUCCGUUCAAAGCUCGAGAAGGGUGUGUGGCAUGUCUUCUGAUUGAAGCUCUCGCCCUCUGGUGGUGACUAAGCACUCCUUUGCUUCGUUGUGCGAGCCUCACCCUCUUCUUCAUCCUCUUCUCCGCUCCUUUUUUCCACUUCCCGAUGGCGAUGCUUGAGGCUCUUGCUACAACGACGAGCACGGGAUCUGGGGUUUUGAUGUAGCCGAAUUGCUGGUUCUUAUUCGAAAGUUUCAUGUCUGGUCGUGUUUCUCGACUCGAUCCAUGCUCUUCUUCUGAUCCGAAAGUUUCUGCUUUCCCAACGAGCUCCUGGAUCCUUUUUGAGGGGGCAUUGUGGACGAGGAGUUCUGAGUUUGAGCUGUUUUGUGUUGUCGAUCUGCCUGAUCUUUGAACAGUUAGGGUGGUCGGUGACUGGUUUGAUUUUGACAUAAAGGGUGCUUGCUUAUGCUGGAGAAAGAUGUCGUUUAAAAGUUUUGUUAGAGAGCUGCGAGAGAUUAAAGAUGGAAUUGGGAGCAUUUCGAAACGAGGAGAAGAAGGGAGUAGGCAUUGGCGCAACCGAACAAUGUCACACAUUGCACCUGAUCAAGAAGAACAUUCUCCAUUGGAGUUAAUUCAGCAAGGUCGAUGGGCAAAUCUACCCCCCGAAUUACUUCUAGACAUCAUCCGGAGAGUGGAAGAGAGUGAAACCUCAUGGCCUUCUCGAGCUAUAGUCGUUUUUUGUGCUUCAGUUUGUAGGUCUUGGAGGGCCAUUACAAAGGAGAUUAUCAGAACUCCUGAGCAAUGUGGAAGGCUCACAUUUCCAAUCUCAUUAAAGCAGCCUGGCCCUCGGGAGUCUCCAUUUCAGUGCUUUAUCAGAAGGGAUAGAGCAACUUCGACCUACCUCCUGUACUUCGGUUUGGCUCCUUCGGAGGACGAAAAACAUAAACUGUUGUUAGCAGCCAAGAGGGUCAGAAGAGCAGCCGGUACUGACUUUAUCAUAUCUUUAGUAGCUGAUGAUUUUUCUCGAGCAAGUAGUACCUAUGUUGGUAAAUUAAGGUCUAAUUUCCUGGGUACGAAGUUCUCGAUUUAUGAUAGCCAGCCUCCUUGUGACCCUGCAGCUCAGCAAAGUAGUCGAUCAAGCCGUAGAUUUCACUCUAAGCAAGUCUCUCCUAGGGUACCUGCAUGUAACUACAGUGUAGGUACAGUUUCUUAUGAACUUAAUGUUCUUCGCACUAGAGGUCCUCGGAGGAUGCAGUGCGUCAUGCAAACGAUUCCAGUUUCUUCAAUUCAGGAGGGAGGCACUGCCCCAACACCUACUUCAUUCACACACUCUGAUGACCACCUUUCUAUCGAGUCCGAUUCUAUGAGAAAGGAUUCAGGCAAGGACUUCGGCUCAAAGACCCCAUCAGAACCAGCAGUUCAGGGAUCAGAUGAAUCGUUAGUGCUUAAAAACAAGGCACCAAGAUGGCACGAGCAGCUGCAGUGCUGGUGCCUAAAUUUCAGAGGACGUGUGACGGUGGCAUCCGUUAAGAACUUCCAACUCGUUGCAGCUGUUGAUGAAUCUCACAAUGUUUCAGUGGAAGAGCAAGAGAAGGUAAUUCUCCAGUUCGGAAAAAUUGGAAAAGACAUCUUCACCAUGGAUUACCACUAUCCGCUCUCUGCAUUCCAAGCCUUUGCAAUCUGCUUGAGCAGCUUCGACACGAAGCCAGCCUGCGAAUGACAUCCUGCCAUGAAUAGCGGUCAUCGUCAUCAGAAGAAGGUAAGGAUAUGGUUGAGCUUGUUGGGAAGAAGAACUACACAAGCAGUGCAUUAUUGGCAGCUGAGAAGAUGACUAAUGCUUAUUGUCACUGAGUUGUUAAUCCGAGGUUUGACUUGUAUCCUGUUGCAUCCUCUUGGCUCUAUCUAAUGCGCAUACAUUAUUAUAAAUCACAGUCUGUUGUAUUAUCUAUGCAUGUAGAUUUCUUUAUGAUGAGACACUCUGAUCGGAAAUGGUUUAACAACAUUAUUGUUUGGUUGAC
Molecule: messenger RNA, 2020 nt
Organism: Cucurbita moschata (crookneck pumpkin)
Lineage: Eukaryota; Viridiplantae; Streptophyta; Magnoliopsida; Cucurbitales; Cucurbitaceae
Product: tubby-like F-box protein 5
Exons: 5
Coding region: 481-1722 (413 amino acids)
Molecular function (GO): protein binding
Source: RefSeq, a predicted model, not a curated record